Messenger RNA from Fusarium pseudograminearum CS3096, 1377 nucleotides. RefSeq lists its product as uncharacterized. NCBI's taxonomy places the organism in Eukaryota, Fungi, Ascomycota, Sordariomycetes, Hypocreales, Nectriaceae. Bases 1 to 1377 code for a protein of 458 amino acids. The transcript is spliced from 3 exons. The record is from RefSeq and is a predicted model, not a curated record.
AUGGGUAAACCCAAAAACGCCGCGCCUCAACAUGGGCUCCAAAACCCUAACAAGAGAUCUCGCAACAGGUCCCUGUCCGGGUCUCCAUCGGAGGCACGACCGCCGAAGAAGACUCUCUUUGAACAUGACAUUCGAGAUUGGAAUCGUAUGAUGAAGGACUCGGCUCCCAGGCCAGAGGCACUACCAUUCACUGCCGUUCGGGACUAUAUAAACGGUUGCCGGAGCCCCUCUCCUCUAACAGACCAAAUCGACGGUUGGCUUGAAGACACAUAUCCCUCUGACAUCUAUCACAAUUACUUGUACUCAGAUAUCCUCAUCCAGAAUCCAUUACACAGACCUCAAGCAAGAUACGCACGAUCGGAACCUCCAAGUAUGGGUCGCCGCAACGUACGAGGCAAGAGAGUCCGGUUCAGCACCCGGGUCUCUACCAUCGGAUCCUCCAGUGCUGGAGCUACGCCCAGCGGGCGGAACGGGGUUUCGACAGCGGCUCCGGGAACUACUACUCCCAAACUCACUGGUACACUUGUAGAAAACGCCCAGUACGAAGACAUUAACCUAGCAGCGAACAACAUCAUCUACCGCGACCGCCGCGAAGAACUUCCAGAGCAUAUUUUACAACUUGUUGAGAUUAUCUCAGGUGAUCGGGAGUUACAAGAUUUAUCGGUCGAAGACGUCGAUGAUGACGAUGCCCUUGCUGAUCUGGAGCGUGGAGCCGGCGAGCCACAUGUCGAACAGUAUAUACAAAGCACACUUGUUACCUUGCCACCUCGAAACGACAUACUAAAGCGAAGUGACAAGAUCCCCAUGGCAAGGUGGACCGUACCCAACACUGGUACUGCCCAUCGAGUCAGCGGUCCUAUUCCGGACAUCCUCCUUGGCUACAAUCUCAAAGGCGCAUUUACGCCCGCCCAGCGAAGAUCAUCUUCGUGUGUCAACAUCGCUGACAUGUUGAACGAGGAGCUUAUGGAACGCGGACCCAAGGACAUGGAACCAAUCGGCAAUUCUGUUUUUAGUGUCUCUAUGAACGGAACAGAGGCGCGUCUAUGUAUUACAUGGAUGGAAGACGAAACCUUUUAUGUCCAAAAGAUCCGAACCUUUGCUCUUCAAGAAGCGCAGCAGUUGUUGGAGUUUCGCAAGUGCAUUCUCAACAUUAUGGACUACGGUCGGAACGUGCGUCUUGAGAGCAUUGGAUCUGCACUUGACCUUUUACCUGAGGAGACAUUGGAGAGCGUCAAAUCAAGGAGUGACCUCUUAUCCGAGGAGGGAUUGGAAAGCAUCAAAUCAGUACUUGACCUUGACCUCUUGUCUGAUGAGGAAUUGGAGGCCCAGGGAAUGAAUGUCCGGCGGCUGCGAAGUCGAAACAUACUGAGACCGUAA